This is a messenger RNA of Otolemur garnettii (small-eared galago), 1153 nucleotides long. It is a transcript of the gene TP53I3, whose product is annotated as tumor protein p53 inducible protein 3. NCBI's taxonomy places the organism in Eukaryota, Metazoa, Chordata, Mammalia, Primates, Galagidae. Bases 12 to 1010 code for a protein of 332 amino acids. The transcript is spliced from 5 exons. Gene Ontology annotation, molecular function: quinone reductase (NADPH) activity; quinone binding; NADPH binding. The record is from RefSeq and is a predicted model, not a curated record.
CUGCAGAGAACAUGUUAGCCGUGCACUUUGACAAGCCGGGAGGACCAGAAAACCUCUAUGUGAAAGAGGUACCAAAGCCGAGCCCCGGGGAGGGUGAAGUCCUCCUGAAGGUGGUGGCCAGCGCCCUGAACCGAGCGGACUUAAUCCAGAGACAAGGGCAGUAUCCCCCACCCUCAGGAGCAAGCAGCAUUUUGGGACUAGAGGCAUCUGGACACGUGGCAGAACUUGGGCCUGGCUGCCAGGGUCACUGGAAGAUUGGGGACCCAGCCAUGGCUCUGCUGCCAGGGGGUGGCCAGGCUCAGUAUGUCACUGUCCCUGAAGGGCUUCUCAUGCCUAUCCCAGAGGGACUGUCCCUGACCCAGGCUGCAGCCAUCCCAGAGGCCUGGCUCACUGCCUUCCAGCUGUUACAUCUCUUGGGAAACGUGAAGGUUGGAGACUUCUUACUAAUCCAUGCAGGAUUGAGUGGUGUGGGUACAGCUGCCAUCCAGCUUACCCGGAUGGCCGGAGCGAUUCCUCUGGUCACAGCUGGCUCCCAGCGCAAGCUUCAAAUGGCAGAAAAGCUUGGAGCAGCUGCUGGAUUCAAUUACAAAGAAGAGGAUUUUUCUGAAGCAACACUUAAAUUCACCAAAGGUGCUGGAGUUAACAUUAUUCUAGACUGCAUAGGUGGAUCCUACUGGGAGAAGAAUGUCAACUGCCUGGCUCUUGAUGGUCGCUGGAUUCUCUAUGGUCUGAUGGGAGGAGGUGACAUUAGUGGGCCCCUGUUUUCAAAGCUACUUUUUAAACGAGGAAGUCUGACCACCAGUUUGCUGAGAUCUAGGGACAAAGAGUACAAGCAAAUGCUGGUGAAAGCUUUCACGGAGCAAAUUCUGCCCCACUUCUCCAUGGAGGACCCCCAACGUCUACUGCCAGUUGUAGACAGAGUCUACCCAGUGACCGAAAUUCAAGAAGCUCAUAAGUACAUGGAGACUAACAAGAACCUGGGCAAAAUCGUCGUGGAGCUGCCUCAGUGAAGGAGCAGGGGUAGUACAGGACAUGGCCACCCCAAGCCUUUCCAGAGCAAACUUGGGGAAGAUUCACAGUAGGUCAGAUGCCACUCCGAGGUCCGCCUCGAUAGCUGGUCAGUGUAAAGCCUAAGAAAAUAAAAGAGUGGACU